AUGACAGCCGCACCUAAGAAAUCGCUCGCCCUCUCACCUCCCCCGAUUCCACAAACCAUCGGCGGAGAUUCCUCAUACCCAGGCAUACCCACCAUCGCCUCUCCUCCCAGUUCUCCUCGCCUCAAGGACAAGGUCUGCAUCAUCACCGGUUGCAACAGUGCUCUGGGCAUUGGUAGGGCUUCAGCCUACGAAUUCGCUUCUGCAGGCGCACAAGCAUUGGUUCUAUCUGAUUUCGACACUUCGAAUCUCAACAACUGGAAGCAAGAUAUCGAGAAGCUGUAUCCGGGGACACAGGUUGUGGUACAAAAGGUCGAUGCUGGGAAUGAGGAGCAUGUCAAGGCAGUCGUGAAGCUGGCAGUGGACAAGUGGGGAAGGCUAGAUGUCUUCUUUGCGAAUGCUGGUAUCGGAGGUACCAUGGAGAGAGUAUACGAGGUCGGUAAGAAGGAAGGCAAGUCGGAGGAAGAGUUUAUGAGAACCAUGAAAGUGAAUGCAUUGAGCGUCUUCCUAGCAACCAAGCAUGCAGCCAAUGCCAUGAUGCAGAACAAACCUAGCCCUAGCGGCUCCAUCAUCAACACAGCCUCGGUAGCUGGUCUACGAUCAAACGCUGGACCUACAGACUACUCCGCCUCCAAAGCCGCCGUCAUCAGUAUAACCCAAACAUCUGCCUACCAACUCGCCGGCACCAGCAUCCGCUGCAACGCCAUCUGUCCCGGCAUCAUCGAGACGGGCAUGACCGCACAGAUGUACAAGGCAGCAAGAGCAAGAGGCAGCGAGGGCAAGAUUGGCCAGCUGAAUCCCUUGAUGAGAGGUGCAGUAGCCGACGAGGUCGCAAGAGUCGCCUUGUUUUUGGCGACCAACGAGAGUAGCUACGUCAAUGGACAAGCGUGGGCUGUUGACGGAGGCUUGAGUGCCGGCCUGCCAUUUGUGCCGGGAAAGCUAGCUUGA
Messenger RNA from Aureobasidium namibiae CBS 147.97, 945 nucleotides. RefSeq names its product NAD(P)-binding protein. The transcript has 2 exons. The record is from RefSeq and is a predicted model, not a curated record. Lineage: Eukaryota; Fungi; Ascomycota; Dothideomycetes; Dothideales; Saccotheciaceae. Bases 1 to 945 code for a protein of 314 amino acids.